GCUUGCCGGGGCCGCCCGAGAGUGUCUUCUUCGCGGGCGCUGGGGCCGCCAUCUUAGAUGGCGGGAGUCAGAGGCGAGCGAGCGUGAGGCGGGAAGGCUUCUCUGCCGCUGUCCCUGCGCCCUGCCCCUCACCCCGAAAGGGCCAGCUGGCCGGGCUUUGGGGCUUGUGCCCUGGGGCGCGGAGCGCUAGUGCGACGAUGCGGGGCCUUCCCGGGGCCCCGUCCCCUGGGCUGGGGACACGCCGAUUGUGACCGCCUCCCGUUCCCUCGCCCGCCGCGGGGAGGAGGAGCGGGCCAGACGCCGGCGCGGGACGACAGGACACGGGGGCGGCCUGGUUCCCUCAGGCCUGUGGAUAGGCUCUUCACGGAACGCUCUUCCCCCAGCUGUCUGCAAGUCUGACAAAGCACUGGCUUCCAGCCUUGGUUCAACUGUAGCCUCUCCAUGGAGUCCUGCUCUCAUCUCCUUACAUGAACCGCAGUGGGCACCACCCUCCCUCCUGGCUUCUCAUUUACUUGACUCUGCUGGGCUCUUGACCUGGGCUUCCUGUAUGAUAAGCAAGAACUAGCUGCAGCCCCAGCCCUUGGGUUUAAGGCUUGUUUAAGCCGCAUCAAUGGAGCACAUCCAGGGAGCCUGGAAGACGAUCAGCAAUGGUUUUGGGCUCAAAGAUGCGGUGUUUGAUGGCUCCAGCUGCAUCUCCCCUACAAUAGUCCAGCAGUUUGGCUAUCAGCGCCGGGCCUCAGAUGAUGGCAAACUUACAGAUUCUUCUAAGACAAGCAACACUAUCCGCGUUUUCUUGCCGAAUAAGCAAAGAACAGUGGUCAAUGUGCGGAAUGGAAUGAGCUUGCAUGAUUGCCUUAUGAAAGCUCUGAAGGUGAGGGGGCUCCAGCCGGAGUGCUGCGCGGUGUUCAGACUUCUCCAGGAACACAAGGGUAAAAAAGCACGUUUAGACUGGAAUACUGAUGCCGCCUCUUUGAUUGGAGAAGAACUUCAAGUGGAUUUCCUGGACCAUGUUCCCCUUACCACACACAACUUUGCUCGGAAGACGUUCCUGAAGCUUGCAUUUUGUGACAUCUGCCAGAAGUUCCUGCUAAAUGGAUUUCGAUGUCAGACUUGCGGCUACAAAUUUCACGAGCACUGUAGUACCAAAGUACCUACUAUGUGUGUGGACUGGAGUAAUAUCAGACAACUCUUGCUGUUUCCAAACUCCACAAUGGGUGAGAGUGGGGCCCCAGCACUGCCCUCCUUGACGAUGCGUCGGAUGCGAGAGUCUGUUUCCCGGAUGCCUGUCAGUUCCCAGCACAGAUACUCCACACCCCACGCCUUCACUUUCAACACCUCCAGCCCCUCCUCUGAAGGCUCCCUCUCCCAGAGGCAGAGGUCGACGUCCACACCUAAUGUCCACAUGGUCAGCACCACCCUGCCUGUGGACAGCAGAAUGAUUGAGAAUAACAUCCUGAAUGCUUCUCCCAGGGCGUGGUCCAGACGAUUUUGUGUGAGGGGAAGAGACGCAAUUCGAAGUCACAGCGAAUCAGCCUCACCUUCAGCCCUGUCCAGCAGUCCCAACAACCUGAGUCCAACAGGCUGGUCACAGCCCAAAACCCCUGUGCCAGCACAAAGGGAGCGGGCACCAGGAACUGGGACCCAGGAGAAAAAUAAAAUCAGGCCUCGUGGACAGAGAGAUUCAAGCUAUUACUGGGAAAUAGAAGCCAGUGAGGUGAUGCUCUCCACUCGGAUCGGGUCUGGCUCUUUUGGAACUGUUUACAAGGGCAAGUGGCAUGGAGACGUUGCUGUGAAGAUCCUAAAGGUUGUUGACCCAACUCCAGAGCAGUUCCAGGCCUUCAGGAAUGAGGUUGCUGUCCUGCGCAAAACACGGCAUGUGAACAUCCUGCUCUUCAUGGGAUACAUGACGAAGGACAACCUGGCAAUUGUGACCCAGUGGUGCGAGGGGAGCAGUCUCUACAAACACCUGCAUGUCCAGGAGACCAAAUUCCAGAUGUUCCAGUUAAUUGACAUUGCCCGGCAGACAGCUCAGGGAAUGGACUAUUUGCAUGCAAAGAAUAUCAUCCACAGAGACAUGAAAUCCAACAAUAUCUUUCUCCACGAAGGCCUCACGGUGAAAAUUGGAGACUUUGGUUUGGCGACAGUGAAGUCGCGCUGGAGUGGUUCUCAGCAGGUUGAACAGCCCACAGGCUCUGUGCUGUGGAUGGCCCCAGAGGUGAUCCGAAUGCAGGACAACAACCCAUUCAGCUUCCAGUCGGACGUGUACUCCUAUGGCAUCGUGCUGUAUGAGCUGAUGACGGGGGAGCUUCCCUACUCCCACAUCAACAACCGGGAUCAGAUCAUCUUCAUGGUGGGCCGUGGGUAUGCCUCGCCGGAUCUCAGCAGGCUGUACAAGAACUGUCCUAAGGCGAUGAAGAGGCUGGUGGCGGACUGCGUGAAGAAAGUAAAGGAAGAGAGGCCUCUCUUUCCCCAGAUCCUGUCUUCCAUUGAGCUGCUCCAACACUCUCUACCGAAAAUCAACCGGAGUGCUUCUGAGCCAUCCCUCCACCGGGCGGCCCACACUGAGGACAUUAAUGCUUGCACGCUAACCACAUCCCCAAGGCUGCCUGUCUUCUAGCUGACUUUGCACCUGCUCUCAGGCCACCUGGGGAGGAAGGGGAAUCAGCAGGCACCACUUUUCUGUUCCCUUUCUUCGGGAACAGAAUGCAUGUUUUCAGAGAAGCUGCUGCUAAGGACCUUCUAGACUACUCACAGGCCUUAACUUCAUGUUGCUUUCUUUUCUACCCCUUCUGCUCUGGAGACUGAAGGAAGCCAUUCCCCAUGCUGGCCCACCCUGUUCCCACCCCUUGCUCAGGAGUCCAGCUUUCUCCAGAGGCACAAAAAAGGGCCCUAGCUGUCAGCUAAAUGAUAUCUUCAGGGCAAGAAAAAAGUUCACGGAGGGGAACUAAAGUAGUAGGUGGUCCCACCCUGACGUGGGGGCACGUGGGAUUUUGGAAGGUGGCUUCUUUGAGGAAUACCUAUCAAUCACAGGAAGGACUUCUCUUCAGACAAUGGUGCAGCGCCAAACAGUUUUGCACAGGAUGCCCCAGACAGACAGACAGACAGACAGCCCAGGACUGCCGAGACUUCGGUCGCCUGGAGGAGCCGCUUUGGUACUAUGGAACUUGACUUUGGGGACUCAUCCUCCUUUCCCAGCCUCGAGUCGUCCAGUGCAGGGAGGGGAUUGUUUUCCAGGCAAGGCGCUCUGCCCUCCUGGGAGCAGCCUCCCAUCAUGCUGAAUUUGUCUUCCAGGAGCUGCCCCUAUGGGGCAGGGCCAGCCCUGUCUCUAGUCACAUCAUUUGUGUCUACAAGAAAGCCAGGAAUACAGGUUUUCUAAAUGAUUUGGUUUUAAUUUUGUUUUUAUUGCGCCUGAUAAGAUA
Castor canadensis (American beaver) is the source of this 3419-nucleotide messenger RNA. Lineage: Eukaryota; Metazoa; Chordata; Mammalia; Rodentia; Castoridae. The record is from RefSeq and is a predicted model, not a curated record.